Molecule: messenger RNA, 1472 nt
Organism: Trematosphaeria pertusa
Lineage: Eukaryota; Fungi; Ascomycota; Dothideomycetes; Pleosporales; Trematosphaeriaceae
Product: STE/STE20 protein kinase
Exons: 4
Coding region: 79-1188 (369 amino acids)
Biological process (GO): protein phosphorylation
Molecular function (GO): ATP binding; protein kinase activity
Source: RefSeq, a predicted model, not a curated record
CUCACCAUUCCCUUAUUUCUUAUUCAGAGCUUUUGAUCAUCUUACUAGGUGGCGUUGCUCUUUUUAAGGCAUUCAUAUAUGCUCAUGUCGUCUCUCUUUCGAAUCGGGCAAGUUCUUAAGGGUAGAAUUGGGAAGUACACCAUUACGAAAGAGGUGCAAGAGGCUGUUUGGUUUGCGAAAAACCAAGUGCAAGAAACCGUGGUAAUCAAAAGCGUUCAAGAUCAUCCAAGAAUAGAAAAUGAACGAGACGUCCUCAAACGGUUCCAACAUCGUACUCACUGCCUUCGACCCUUAGUUGAUGAGAUCCAGGAGCCUUCUGCCCCUGUAACCAUUGCCCUGAGGUAUCUGGAGAGUGAUCUUUUGGAUGCAUCGAUCAAGAAAACUUUGAACCGAAAGGAGCUCAAGCACGUUUCUCGAUGCAUCCUAGAAGCAUUAAAGGUUCUCCACGAGGAUGGUUAUGUGCAUACCGAUCUCAAACCUGACAACGUUUUUGUCAACUUCCGAGAAGGUGACAUUCGAUUUUCCGACGUCCAACUUGGAGAUCUAGGCGGAUGUUACCCCGUUGAUUCGGAUUGGGCCACAUCCGGAACACUGGUCGGAGCGCCGAUGUGGUCAAGUCCGGAGGUCAUCUUAGAAAUGCCAUGGAACACGGCAACAAAUAUAUGGUCAUUCGGUGCUGUGCUCAUAAGCUUGAUCUACGGCGGGGACUUCAAUCUUUUCCGACCUAAAGGCGUGGAUCGAGACCACGAAGAAUACUUGCUGGAAGUUCUCAAGGAACAAUUCCGCUACUUUGCCCCAUUCCCUGCGAAGUUUGAGGAGGUUACUAGCCCAGAAACCAUUAACUCGAUCUUGUAUUUGAUGCAAGAAAUCCCUCAAGAAAAGACUACGCCAUUUUCCCGGACGACUGAAAGGGAAGUCAUCAAGAAGGAUAAGGACUUCAUUAGGAAGAUCAUGAUGCUCGACUGGAGGGAUCGACCUACCGCAAAGGAGCUGCUAGAGGAUGAGUGGUGGAAGGAUGACGAAGAUACUGCGGUGAUAUGGUCGCGCUUAUCGGCGUCGCUUUUAUGGCCGGACUCCCUGAAUACUAAUAUCAGCCUCCAGGGUCGCAGCAUUAAUAAGAAAGCGCUCUUACCUGGAGCAGACCUCCUUUGUGGCCCCGGGGAGUUUACCACCCCAGCUUCCGAGUGAUUCCUCCAGAACACCGCCAACUUUUCGGCCACAGCGUCAGGGCGCUUCCACUGUGAGGUUUCGGUCGCAGUGGAGACCACGACGGACUUUCCGUCUUUGACGAUAGUGGAGACGAUCUUCUUCGAAAUGACCUUGUUGAUGGAGGACAUGGUGAAUGAGAGUUUGUCCAGAGCUUCAAAAAAACCGUUGCUUUGUGCGGGAACGGGAAAUAGACAAUUGCUUAGGAAAUAUUGGAUAAACGUUAAGUAACUGUUAGAUUCUGAUUGACCUAACGAAGAAACGAG